AUGGUGUUUGGUGCUUCACGUAUGGAUUCUGAAGGUUGGUGUGACAUAUUCAGAAAGGACAGGGCAACUGGCGAGAACGCUACAGGAUUUGUUGAUGCGGUAAACGGUGUUUUCAACAUACCUUCAUCCUCGACUACUCCAAAUGCGCCUAGAAGAUCAGAAACCAACAAUAAUACUUCCCCACCGGAAGUACAUAUGCAAGAGGAGUCAAAUGUGCAUGUUGGGGAGUCAAAUUUGCAUGUUGACAGAGAAAAGAGGUCUAGAAAAAAGAAAAAAAAAGUCGUGGAGGAAGACGAUCAAUUUUUGGGGAUGUUGCCGUCAUUCUGCAAGGUGACUGCGACGAACAAAUCAAACAUGCUGGUCAGGGUCGGUCAUGCCCACGAUGCGACCGAAAGACGUGGCAAGGUGUACGAUGUGUUAAAAAAUAUGCCCAACCUAACCAUGGAGGAGAGACUACUAGCCACCAAAUACCUUUGCAACAAGACUGAAGACCUGGACAUGUUUUUUAGCCUCGAUGACGAGGUGCAGGUGAAAAUGGUUCAGAUAAUUAUUGAAAAAAUGUCUUAA
Striga hermonthica is the source of this 567-nucleotide messenger RNA. Lineage: Eukaryota; Viridiplantae; Streptophyta; Magnoliopsida; Lamiales; Orobanchaceae. The record is from the annotation of a GenBank genome assembly.